Diabrotica balteata is the source of this 1722-nucleotide messenger RNA. NCBI's taxonomy places the organism in Eukaryota, Metazoa, Arthropoda, Insecta, Coleoptera, Chrysomelidae. The record is from the annotation of a GenBank genome assembly.
UCGGUGAAGUGUUAGUGAAAGUUUAACAGCCAGUGAUUCACAAUGGCGAAAGGAAUGGUACCUGAAGAUAAGACUUUUGAAGAAGCUGUCACAUUGACAGGUUUCGGUAAAUUUAACCUUUUCGUUCUCCUGGCUACAGGAGGGAGUCUGAUGUGCGUCAUCGUAGAGACCAUGAGUGCCAUGUUCAUAACACCAGCCGCACAAUGUGACUUAAACCUAAGCUUAGGAGAUAAAGGACUUUUAUAUUCCAUCAGUUUCUUCGGUGUUGUAUCCGGAUCACAUCUGUGGGGAUAUUUAGCCGAUACAAAAGGACGGAAAAUAGUAACUAUAAUAUCGCUGAUUAUAAGUUGCAUCCUCAGUAUUAUUUGUAGUAUUGUUUCAGAAGUGUGGUUAUUUAUAUUGUUACGAUAUUUCAAUGGAUUUUUUAUUGCAGGAUCAUCUGCAAUUAUUUACGCUUACGCUGGAGAAUUUCACGACAACAGAUAUAGACCAAAAGUGGUAUCAUGGAUAGCAACAUUUGUCGCUUUUGGCAACAUCUACUUACCCGGCAUGGCCUGGGCCAUCCUCCCCCAACAAUGGUCUUUGGAUCUACCAGUCCUUAACGUUCCCUUCCGACCAUGGAGAUUAUUGAUGAUUAUCUACGCUUUACCAAGUUUGUUUUCUGUAGCACUCGUGUUUCUUCUUCCGGAAAGUCCAAAAUAUCUAAUGACAAAAGGACGAAGCGAAGAAGCAAUGGAAGUACUGCGAAAGAUUUUUGUGAUUAACAGUGGGAAAAGCGGUGAUGAAUAUCCCGUAAAAUCUAUUUUAUGGGUAAAUGAAAAUACUGUGCAGCAUAAAGAUAAUGAGGGGAUAUUGAGUUCCAUGUGGCACCAAACUGUACCAUUGUUUCGGAGGAGUCACUUUUUGAAAACUGUCAUGGUUUGCUAUCUACAGUUCGCAAUAUUUUUGACGACCUCAUUUGUUAUGAUGUGGUAUCCACAGAUAUUAAACAGUAUGAAUGAACUAGGACAAACAGUACCCGAAAACGAAGUAACCAUGUGUAAGGCGAUUUUGUAUGACGAAUCUUAUGACAAUAAUUCCACCGAUAUAUUUGCAGAAAGAGUACUUAGUGUGGAAUAUAAAAAAGCUAGAGCUUUAUCAUCCACAGUUUGCCAUGACAAUGUUAACGAAGAAGUAUUCUUCGUAUCUUUAAUGAUAGGAUUUACAUAUGCAGUUUGCUAUAUAUCAAUUGGAACCGUGAUCAACUUGGCAGGACCCAGAAAACUUCUAAUAGGAUUUAUAUCGAUUACCACAGUAGCUGGAAUAUGUGCGCAGUUAAUCAACAGUUACACAUAUGUACAAAUCUCUCUAGGUAUUUUCCUAAUGGCAGCUACUGGCGUGGGUAUAGUUAACGCAAUAGUUGUGGACCUAUACCCUACAGAAAUUCGAGGAAUGGCCCUGGCAGUUUCUCUGAUGUUUGGAAGAUUUGGUGCCAUGACAGGCUCAAAUAUUGCAGGCUAUAUUUUCUUCAACUUAUGUGAUUAUACGUUUUACAUUAUCACAGCUCUUCAUAUAGUCGUAAUUAUUGUCAUCGUACUCUUGCCAUCACAAAAACCCAUAGGACAAGUCAAAGGACCAAUAUAAUGAAUACCAUCUGGUUUUAAUAGAUUUAAUAAAUUAUUACUUUGUUAUAUAUUUUAAGUCUAAUUUUAUUGUUUUUAAUAAAGUUUGUAAUUUGUAUAA